CCGGUUAUGGCGGCGGUGUGUGUUUGUCCAUGAGGUGGGGGACGCCUGUAAUUCUUGCGGUCUGUGACAGAGCGAACCGAGCGAAGCGCUGCCAUGGCUGGAGUGUUUGACAUUGAUUUGGAUCAGCCGGAAGAAAAUGUUUCCGAUGAUGAGACUGACGAGGCACAAAUCAAUGACAUCAUGGACCAGUGCAGUGGAUUUGACUUCAAUAUGGAAGGUUGUGAGAAGAUCGAGAUAUCAGAAGACAAUGUCAAUCAGGGGACGGAAAAUAUUAGACCGGAGUGUUUUGAACUCCUAAGGGUUUUGGGGAAAGGUGGCUAUGGAAAGGUUUUUCAAGUUCGAAAAGUAGUUGGAGCUGCUUCGGGCAAAAUAUUUGCCAUGAAAGUCUUAAAAAAGGCAAUGAUUGUACGUAACGCCAAGGACACCGCCCACACCAAGGCAGAAAGGAACAUCCUGGAGGAGGUGAAGCAUCCUUUCAUUGUUGAUCUCAUCUACGCCUUUCAGACAGGCGGAAAGCUGUACCUCAUCCUGGAGUACCUCAGCGGAGGAGAACUUUUCAUGCAGUUGGAGAGGGAGGGUAUUUUUAUGGAAGACACAGCCUGUUUCUACCUAGCAGAGAUCUCCAUGGCGCUGGGUCACCUCCACCAGAAGGGCAUCAUCUACAGAGACCUAAAGCCUGAGAACAUCAUGCUGAACAGCCAAGGUCAUGUGAAGUUGACAGAUUUUGGUCUGUGUAAAGAGUCUAUUCACGACGGUACAGUCACCCACACAUUCUGCGGCACCAUUGAAUACAUGGCGCCAGAGAUUUUAAUGCGAAGCGGACAUAACAGAGCAGUGGACUGGUGGAGUCUGGGAGCCCUAAUGUACGACAUGCUCACUGGGGCGCCGCCGUUCACAGGUGAAAACCGAAAAAAGACCAUCGACAAGAUCUUAAAGUGCAAACUCAGCCUCCCGCCCUACCUCACACAAGAAGCUCGAGACCUCCUCAAACGUUUGUUGAAAAGAAACGCCUCUUCUCGGUUGGGAGCGGGUGCUGGAGAUGCCACAGAGGUGCAGGCACAUCCCUUCUUUCGACACAUCAACUGGGAGGAUUUGCUGGCUCGUAAAGUGGAGCCUCCCUUCAAACCUUUCCUGCAAUCAGCUGAAGACGUGAGUCAGUUUGACUCGAAAUUCACCAGUCAGACGCCCAUCGACAGCCCGGAUGACUCGACGCUUAGCGAGAGUGCCAAUCAAGCUUUCCUGGGGUUCACCUAUGUGGCGCCAUCAGUCCUGGAAAAUAUCAAAGAAAAGUUCUCAUUCGAGCCAAAAAUCCGUUCACCUCGACGAUUCAUCGGUAGCCCAAGAACACCUCUCAGCCCAGUCAAAUUCUCAGGAGGGGACUGCUGGCCCCGGAGCGCCCUCCUCCCUGGCGGAGGGCCGAGCCUCCUCCAGUCGCCUCAGGAACAGGCCAUGGAACUGUCUACACCUGAGCAGAUGGACGUGACCACCAACUCUGAAGCCUCCGCCCCUCUCCCUAUUCGUCAGCCUGCCGGGGUCAACCUGGCUCAGAUGAAGCAGCAAGCGUACCCCAUGGUGGCCAAAAGGCCCGAUCAUUUACGUAUGAACUUAUGACCCUGCUCCUUCAGAAGUUUCUCUCUUGACUUUUUUGUUUUGUUUAUAUAUUUUUUAAAGAAGCAUAAAGGUAUGGAUGCUUAGAGACUAUGUCAAUCAUCCACACACUACAGAUGCCCGCUGUUGGGCUGGGCUGUAGUUCAUUCAGUGUUACCGCAACAUUUCUUUGCCGACACCUCAGGUUUCAUGACCUUUAACCUCCAACACUACCACUAAGAAGACUGGAGAAUUUUUUUUUUUUUUUUUGGAUGAGCAACAGCAAAGAGAUUUAAUGCCAUCUACUGUACAAGUGCUUCAGUGAAGGCUCCUGGUUCAAUGAAUUAGGUAUAUUAUAGACAACAGAUCAUCCAUGUAUUAUUGACUGUAGCUUUUGCGUUAUGUAUCAAUUAUGAAUCAGAGAGCCUCAGAAACGCAUCACACGUUGACUUUUUAGUCCCGUGUUAUGGAUGACUUUGGCUUGGAGGCUCAUCAUUUAGCUGCUCCUCUUCUAAUUGGAUUAUUAAUACAUCAAUACACAAUCCAUCUCUUCUCCCAGCGCCACCAGUAGACCCGGACAGUUUGAAUGCUCAAAAGAAGGAAAAAAAAAACACUUGGGGCUGUUUUAAAAUUCCUGCUUAACAAGGGAAAAAUUAUAAUAAAACAUAAAAAUACUG
This is a messenger RNA of Dunckerocampus dactyliophorus (ringed pipefish), 2264 nucleotides long. It is a transcript of the gene rps6kb1b, whose product is annotated as ribosomal protein S6 kinase b, polypeptide 1b. The transcript has 15 exons. Lineage: Eukaryota; Metazoa; Chordata; Actinopteri; Syngnathiformes; Syngnathidae. Gene Ontology annotation, biological process: protein phosphorylation; signal transduction. The record is from RefSeq and is a predicted model, not a curated record. The coding region runs from base 94 to 1611 and encodes 505 amino acids. Gene Ontology annotation, molecular function: protein serine/threonine kinase activity; ATP binding.